UAACGCACUCUUCCCGCCAAUCCAAUAACGGCACGUUACAUAUUGAACCCUUCGUGCAGUUCACGCGCUCUCUUAUUGGCUCAAAAUCGAAACUUCGUUAACUCCUGUAAUGAUUCGCCAACACAACCAUAAAACCGGUUUCCAAAAUAAAAAGUUCGGACACAUUCACAACAAACUUUGCGUGCUUCUUCUUCACUUUGGUCUUCAUUUAUCAAUUCAUUGUUGUUUAAACUUUAAACCUUGGAAUCCAAAGAGUGUCAUGGAAGACCAGAAAGAGAAGAUUUCAGUUUCGGAAAAUUUAGAAAUGAACAUUGACGUGCAGCCAGAGCUGUUUGUGGACAAACAUGAGCCGGAAACGGGUGGCGACACCACCGGCAUCCUACGGCGGUGGAAGAGGAAAGAAAUGCUAAGGAGAGGCUCUUUAGGGCUAAGAGGAAUUGCUCUAUUUAUGUCUUUGAUUUCACUCAUUCUUACGGCUAGUAACAAGCAUGGUUAUUGGAAUUUUGACAAGUUCGAAGAAUACAGAUACAUGCUGGCUGUGGCAGCUCUAUCUAGUUUGUACACUGUGGUUCAAGUGUUUCGUCAAGUUCAUGAACUUUUCACGGGGAAAAGCCUGAUGCGGCCAAAAACUGAAGGGUUGAUUGAUUUUGUUGGGGAUCAGGUUGUGGCAUAUCUCUUGAUAUCAUCAACGUCUUCAGCGAUUCCACCAACAGAUAGAAUGAGGGAAGUUACCACCAAUAUAUUUACGGACUCUGCAGCUGCAGGCAUUGCCUUUUCCUUUUUUGCAUUUUGCUGUCUAGCACUGUCAGCUGUUAUAUCAGGAUACAAACUCUCUACCCAAACUUAUACUCCUAUGAACAUCCUUGAUAGUUAAAAGUAUCUCCUAUCAUGUUUCAACUUCCAUUUAUUGGUAGAUUUGUGUGAAGAAGUGAGUAUAAGAAAUUAAUAACCCCCCUUCCCUUUUAAGUACGUGCACGUGUGUUGCAAUAAGACAUGAGACUGUACCAAUUUCAUAUUAAAAUACAACUUUUUUUGGUGCUACUUGAUACUGUGUUGAUGGUGUUGAUACUUUUUCUUUAAUGUGGAAUUUGGCAGUAAUUUUUG
Molecule: messenger RNA, 1104 nt
Organism: Glycine soja
Lineage: Eukaryota; Viridiplantae; Streptophyta; Magnoliopsida; Fabales; Fabaceae
Product: CASP-like protein 4B1
Exons: 3
Coding region: 110-874 (254 amino acids)
Source: RefSeq, a predicted model, not a curated record